AUGACUGAGCGUCGCGUGCCUUUCUCGCUCCUGCGGAGCCCCAGCUGGGACCCUUUCCGCGACUGGUACCCGGCCCACAGCCGCCUCUUCGACCAGGCCUUCGGGCUGCCCCGGCUGCCCGAGGAGUGGUCUCAGUGGUUCGGCCACAGCAGCUGGCCGGGCUACGUGCGGCCGCUGCUUGGAACCGCUGUGGAGGCCGCCGCGCCCUUGGCCGUGGCCGCGCCUGCCUACAGCCGCGCGCUCAGCCGUCAACUCAGCAGCGGCGUCUCGGAGAUCCGGCAGACGUCCGACCGCUGGCGGGUGUCCCUGGACGUCAACCACUUCGCCCCCGAGGAGCUGACGGUCAAGACCAAGGACGGCGUGGUGGAGAUCACCGGCAAGCAUGAAGAGCGACAGGACGAGCACGGCUACAUCUCUCGGUGCUUCACCCGGAAAUACACGCUGCCCCCGGGUGUGGACCCCACCCUGGUGUCCUCCUCCUUGUCCCCUGAGGGCACACUCACUGUGGAGGCCCCGAUGCCCAAGCCAGCCACCCAGUCUGCUGAGAUUACCAUUCCUGUCACCUUUGAGGCACGUGCCCAGCUUGGGGGCUCAGAAGCUGGGAAGUUGGAGCAGCCUGAAGCCAAGUAA
Molecule: messenger RNA, 630 nt
Organism: Trichechus manatus latirostris (Florida manatee)
Lineage: Eukaryota; Metazoa; Chordata; Mammalia; Sirenia; Trichechidae
Gene: HSPB1
Product: heat shock protein family B (small) member 1
Exons: 3
Coding region: 1-630 (209 amino acids)
Biological process (GO): protein refolding; negative regulation of apoptotic process; response to heat
Cellular component (GO): cytoplasm; nucleus
Source: RefSeq, a predicted model, not a curated record